UGGGGAAUAAUUUGUAAACCCUACAACCGAAGUGUACAAUUUACAUUGGAGAGUUUUUACUUAGGCUGACCGGCUUCACAGUCGAUCUCUUUCCUUUUUCGCGCCAAACCCUCAGAGUGCGCACUGUGCUUAAAGCUCCGUUUUCACUUCAAUUCCAGUGUUUCUUCGAAGUCGCCAUGACGGACGGCCAUAUGUUCAACAGUAUCUCUCUCGGUGGCCGUGGAGGCACGAACCCUGGGCAACUUAAGGUUCAUGCAGGGGGUAUUCUGUGGAAGAAGGCUGGUGGUGGUAAGGCGGUGGAAGUGGACAAGUCUGAUAUCGCUGGGCUUACCUGGAUGAAGGUUCCUCGAUCUAAUCAGCUUGGUGUUCGGAUUAAGGAUGGUCUUUACUAUAAGUUUACUGGUUUUCGUGACCAGGAUGUUUCAAGUCUGACAGCUUUUUUCCAGAACUCUUAUGGAAUAACCCCAGAGGAGAAGCAACUCUCUGUGAGUGGAAAAAACUGGGGAGAAGUUGAUCUAACUGGGAAUAUGCUUACUUUUCUUGUUGGUUCUAAGCAAGCAUUUGAGAUAUCACUAGCUGAUGUCUCACAAACACAGCUUCAGGGGAAAAAUGAUGUCAUGUUGGAGUUUCAUGUAGAUGAUACAACUGGAGCAAAUGAGAAAGAUUCAUUGAUGGAAAUAAGCUUUCAUAUACCUAAUUCAAAUACUCAGUUUGUUGGUGAUGAAAACCACCCUCCUGCUCAGGUCUUCCGUGAUAGAAUUGUGGCUAUGGCUGAUGUUACGGAUGGGGAAGAAGCUGUUGUUACAUUUGAUGGGAUUGCUAUACUCACUCCUAGGGGUCGAUACAAUGUUGAGCUUCACCUUUCAUUCCUGCGUCUUCAAGGGCAAGCUAAUGACUUUAAAAUUCAGUACAGCAGUGUUGUCCGCAUAUUUUUAUUGCCCAAGGUUAGUCAACCGCACACUUUUGUGGUUGUUACUCUCGAUCCACCAAUUAGAAAGGGCCAAACCCUGUACCCACAUAUUGUUUUGCAGUUUGAAUCAGAUUAUGUGGUAGACACUGCUCUGACAAUGAAUGAAGAUCUUUUGAAUAGCAAAUACAAGGACAAGCUAGAGCUAACAUAUAAGGGACUUGUACAUGAUGUCUUUACUAAAAUAUUACGUGGCCUGUCUGGUGCUAAAAUCACGGGACAUGGGAAGUUCCGUAGUUAUCAGAAGUAUUUAGCUGUGAAGUCUUCUUUGAAAGCUGAAGAUGGACUCCUCUAUCCACUUGAAAAGGGGUUCUUCUUUCUACCUAAACCUCCUACCCUUAUUCUUUAUGAUGAGAUUGACUAUGUGGAAUUUGAGAGGCAUGCUGCUGGUACAGCAAAUAUGCAUUACUUUGAUCUUCUUGUCAGACUUAAGACUGAACAAGAACAUCUUUUCCGGAAUAUCCAGAGAAAUGAAUACCAUAAUCUUUUUGAUUUCAUCAGUUCAAAGGGUCUUAAAAUAAUGAACCUUGGAGAUGUCCGGCCAGCAGAUGGUGUUACAGCUGUUUUGCAGGAAGAUGAUGAUGAUGCUGUUGAUCCACAUCUUGAACGAAUUAAGAAUGAAGCUGGAGAAGAUGAUAGUGAUGAGGAGGAUGAAGAUUUUGUUGCCGACAAGGAUGAUGAGGGCUCUCCUAGUGAUGAUUCUGGGGAAGAAGGAUCUGAUGCCAGUGACAGUGGUGGUGAGAAAGAGAAACCUGCAAAAAAGAAGGCCAAGAAAGAUCUGCCAACUUCUAAACCAUCUACAAGCAGGAAAAAAGCUGACGAUGACAUGUCAAAGAAGAAGAAACAGAAGAAGAAGAAGGACCCAAAUGCUCCAAAGAGGGCAAUUAGUGCUUUCAUGUUCUUUUCAAAUAAUGAAAGAGAGAACGUGAAGAAAACAAAUCCUGGAAUCGCAUUCACAGAGGUCGGAAAGGUUCUUGGAGAUAAAUGGAAUAAGAUGUCAGCCGAGGAGAAACAGCCAUACGAGGCAAUGGCUCGGGCCGAUAAGAAACGCUACAGUGAUGAGAUCAGUGACUACAAGAAUGCACAACCCACAAACGUGGAUUCGGGGAAUGAUUCAGAGAGCUCUUAAGGGUCCAGUAGUUGUCAAAACUGAAGAUGCAAAUGUUUCUAGUGUUGUUGCUGUGGGAAGAAAAUUGGAUUACCUAUAUGUUGUGUUAUAUGUGAUGUAUUUCAUUGGACAAGUUGAACGCUGGUGAUGUAGUGUAGUUUAAUGUAAGACAAGCCUCUAUGGCUACGAAAAUAUGUAUUUGUCUGAUUAAACGUUCUAGGCUUACCAAUUUAGAAGUUGGUUUUUUACGGUGUGCUCACAGUAAAUUUAUUAGUUAUUACCAAGUG
This is a messenger RNA of Ipomoea nil (Japanese morning glory), 2362 nucleotides long. Its product is annotated as FACT complex subunit SSRP1-like. Gene Ontology annotation, cellular component: nucleus; FACT complex. NCBI's taxonomy places the organism in Eukaryota, Viridiplantae, Streptophyta, Magnoliopsida, Solanales, Convolvulaceae. The coding region runs from base 177 to 2096 and encodes 639 amino acids. Gene Ontology annotation, molecular function: histone binding; nucleosome binding; DNA binding. The transcript is spliced from 16 exons. The record is from RefSeq and is a predicted model, not a curated record.